This is a messenger RNA of Pecten maximus, 2053 nucleotides long. RefSeq names its product small conductance calcium-activated potassium channel protein 2-like. Gene Ontology annotation, biological process: potassium ion transmembrane transport. The record is from RefSeq and is a predicted model, not a curated record. Lineage: Eukaryota; Metazoa; Mollusca; Bivalvia; Pectinida; Pectinidae. Gene Ontology annotation, molecular function: calmodulin binding; small conductance calcium-activated potassium channel activity. The coding region runs from base 471 to 1880 and encodes 469 amino acids. Gene Ontology annotation, cellular component: neuronal cell body; plasma membrane; neuron projection. The transcript is spliced from 3 exons.
UUACCCCCACACCGCACCUCCAUGCUCGGGAGCCACGCGCGCUAUCGUGUAGCCUAAACUUAUCAUGGACUAGCGUGCUCAGCAUAUAUAUGAAAAACAGAGCUUUGAGAGGUGCUUUGAAGAAUUUAAUACCACAGUGAGGUGUCAUGCCAGUCUGUUUUUUAAUGACAUCAAAAACAAAAUGUCCGGAUUUAGAACACCAUGGCGCAUCUUCCGGGAUACACGUUUACUGUUGCGUAAUAUUCUAACAUAUAGAAAUGGAACCGGACCUGAAAUCCGUGAUUGUGUGUUCAAUUCUCUUCCACGGGACAUAUGAACUGUGAUGAUGCGGUCGAAUGAAAAACAUUGACUAGGCGAUGUGUGCAGGACCAUGAGAACUAUGAAGGUGCAGACCUCCCUCUUCUCCACAUCCCCGAUACAGACCUUUGACUUCUACGUCACAUUUAAUCCCAGUGAUUCUGUUACGAGUAAUGGAAGGUCCAGGCAUUCCACUAGUUAAAAGUGAUGGAUAUUAUGCUCGUUACGUCAGCACAGAUCAACUGAUAGAAGAAGACAAAAUCACCAUGAGUUCCGGAAUUAAAUCCCCGCAAAUCAAACAACAUCUUGGACAUAGAUUGCGCAGACGCAAAGAGCUAAUUGGCCGGCGGUCCAUGGUGGUAGACUUGUCGUUUUUGUUAAGCAUUACUGGUGUUGUUGUGAUAGUGAUAGACACAGAGCUGCAGUUUGCGGGAGUUGUCUCCCCUUUGGACGCCAUAUCUAUCGCAAUGCGUGCACUAACUACCGUCACGAGUGUGUUGCUAGUGAUGACAGUCAUUGCCUACAAUCUGAUUGGCGUACAGCUUAAGAUCGUGAGUGCGGGACUAGACAAUUGGCAGCUCGUCAUCACAUAUAGUACAGUGUUUAAAAUGAUUGCCGAGGCAAUUGUUUGCUUCUUCCAUCCAUUUCCAUUCGGUGACAUAAAAAUUCCGAUGACUGUUGUUGAAUUCGAGGCGGAACGUGCCGAAUUCAACACGCGAUAUGUGCCGUUAAAUUCCAUUUUAGCCAUUCUGAUGUUUCUCAGAUUAUACAUACUCGGAAGAUUCCUAGUGGUUCAUAGUGACCUGUUCAAGGACACGACAGUUCAGAGUUUGGGGACAUUGAGUAAGGUCAACAUCAACGCCCAGUUCGUCUUUAAAGCGUUGAUGACCACACGACCUGGCACGUGCCUCUCUGCCAUAUUAGUGACGACAUUGCUGAUCAACAGUUGGUCAUUAAGAGUUUGCGAGUACCACACUAAUCCGGCUGACGGAAAGGAUCAUUACGCGCAGGCGUUGUGGCUAACGGCCGUGACCUUUCUCACUUUAGGAUACGGUGACGUCACUCCACAGAGUAUUUGUGGUAGAGUUAUAGCAAUACAAACAGGACUAAUGGGUGUCGGUAUAAUGGCAUUAUGUGUCGCAGUUCUCGCCCGAAAACUCGAACAAACGAGACCUGAACGUUAUGUUCAUACGUUCGUUCAGCAAAUUCAUAUGGAUAAACUUAGACGUCACGCGGCUGCGGAUGUUGUAAAACAGUCCUUCAUUGUCUGGCGAUUACGAAAGCGAGGUUAUUCUAUGAAUCAUACGUAUGUUUUACGCCAUCGCCGGAAAUUAUUGGACGCCAUUAGGAAAAUGAAUCAAUCGCACCUCAUCAAGUCCCAUCUACGUGAGUGUGCGAUUGGGACAGUUGAGGUUUCCAAGGGCGUUCAUCAAGUGAAUGACAUUGUUUCCUCUCUUAAGGAGGAAAAUGCUAUUGUUAACCAGAGACUUGAAAACCUGGAGAAACUUGUCACUAACAUACAUUUCCAAUUGUACGAGAUGAAGGAGAUUUUACGUGACAAGGAGUCUUCAAAGAAAAACUGACACAUUCUUGUAUCUACGUGAUGAUGACGACGAUGGCAAUGAUAUUGAUGUUGAAUCAAAGUCCGUUAUAAUAUUCCUCGUUAUAUGCAAUUCCCUGAGAGACGUUUAUUGUGCACGUUUUGUGCAGUGUUACUGAUGAUUGUUUCUAUUAAAGUUCAGCCCACCAUGCAUAA